UGUUGUGGUGACUCCCGCCCUUGUUUUCCGAGCUGGAGACGACCUGGGGUCUCGCCGGUGGGCUCUGAUGAGUCCAGGCUGGGGUAACUUAGGCCUCGUUCCGGUGUUUGAGUGGGGGCUCACGGCGGAAGCCCCGAAAUUUGGAAUCGGGUGGCUUUUCUGACAUACCUGAACACAGGACCCCAGGGGACUUGGAGAGGAACCUGGCCUCAGAGGAGCUCUACCAUAAAAAUGAGUCCCACAGAUCCACUUGAUGAUGAAGACACAUUUAAAAUCCUGGUUGCUACUGAUAUUCAUCUUGGAUUUAUGGAGAAAGAUGCAGUUAGAGGAAAUGAUACAUUUGUGACACUUGAUGAAAUUUUAAGACUUGCCCUGGAAAAUGAAGUGGAUUUUAUUUUGUUAGGUGGUGAUCUUUUCCAUGAAAACAAGCCCUCGAGGAAAACCCUGCACAGCUGCUUGGAGUUGCUUAGGAAGUACUGUAUGGGUGAUCGCCCUGUACAGUUUGAGAUCAUCAGUGAUCAGUCAGUCAACUUUGGUUUUAGUAGGUUUCCAUGGGUGAACUAUCAGGAUGGCAAUCUCAACAUUUCCAUUCCAGUGUUUAGUAUCCAUGGCAACCAUGAUGAUCCCACAGGGGCAGAUGCCCUCUGCGCCCUGGAUAUUUUAAGCUGUGCUGGGUUUGUGAAUCACUUUGGGCGGUCCAUGUCUGUGGAGAAGAUUGACAUUAGUCCAGUUCUGCUACAGAAAGGAGGCACAAAACUCGCUCUGUACGGCUUAGGGUCCAUUCCAGAUGAAAGGCUCUAUCGGAUGUUUGUCAAUAAAAAAGUAACAAUGCUGAGACCAAAGGAAGAUGAGCACUCAUGGUUUAACUUAUUUGUGAUUCAUCAGAACAGGAGUAAACAUGGAAACACCAACUUCAUCCCAGAACAGUUUUUGGAUGACUUCAUUGACCUUGUUAUCUGGGGCCAUGAGCAUGAGUGUAAAAUUGGCCCAAUGAAAAAUGAGCAGCAGCUCUUCUAUGUGUCUCAGCCUGGAAGCUCAGUGGUGACUUCCCUUUCCCCCGGAGAAGCUGUGAAGAAACACGUGGGCUUGCUGCGCAUUAAAGGCAGGAAGAUGAACAUGCAGAAGCUGCCUCUCCGCACAGUGCGCCAGUUCUUCAUGGAGGACGUGGUUCUGGCUAACCACCCGAGCCUCUUCAACCCCGACAACCCUAAGGUGACCCAGGCCAUCCAGAGCUUCUGCUUGGAGAAGAUUGAAGGAAUGCUUGAAAAUGCUGAGCGCGAACGGCUGGGGAAUCCUCUACAGCCAGAGAAGCCUCUUAUCCGACUACGGGUGGACUACAGUGGAGGCUUUGAACCUUUCAGUGUUCUUCGCUUUAGCCAAAAAUUUGUGGAUCGCGUAGCUAACCCCAAAGAUGUCAUCCACUUUUUUAGGCACAGGGAACAAAAGGAAAAAACAGGUGAAGAGAUCAACUUUGGGAAACUUAUCACAAAACCUGCUUCGGAAGGAACGACACUCAGAGUGGAAGACCUGGUGAAGCAGUAUUUCCAGACUGCAGAGAAGAAUGUUCAGCUCUCACUGCUGACAGAAAGAGGGAUGGGUGAAGCAGUUCAAGAGUUUGUGGACAAGGAGGAGAAAGAUGCCAUCGAGGAAUUAGUGAAGUACCAGCUGGAGAAAACACAGCGGUUUCUCAAGGAACGCCAUAUCGAUGCCCAGGAAGACAAGAUCGAUGAAGAGGUCCGGCGUUUCAGAGAAAGCAGACAGAGAAAUACCAACGAAGAAGAUGAUGAAGUUCGAGAGGCCAUGAGCAGGGCCCGGGCCCUCAGAUCGCAGCAGUCAGAGAACUCCGCCUCGGCCUUCAGUGCUGAUGACCUGAGUUGUGAUGGAACAGAACAGACGGCGAAUGACUCUGACGACAGCCUGUCAGCAGUGCCGAGCAGAGGCCGGGGCCGAGGCCGAGGCCGAGGGCGAAGAGGAGGCCGAGGACAGAGCACUGCACCAAGAGGAGGGUCUCAGAGAGGCCGAGACGCUGGGCUGGAGUCGGCUGCUCGAGGCAGGGGCUCAAAGGCCACAACAUCGACGUCUAGAAAUAUGUCCAUUCUAGACGCUUUCAGAUCUACUCGACAGCAGCCUUCCAGAAACAUUACCACGAAGAAUUACUCAGAGACUAUUGAGGUGGAUGAAUCUGAUGAAGAGGACAUUUUUCCUACCAGUUCCAAGGCUGAUCAAAGGUGGCCAGGCACAACAUCUAGCAAACGGAUGUCCCAGAGCCAGACAGCCAAGGGAGUUGACUUUGAAUCAGAUGAGGAUGAUGACGACGACCCUUUCAUGAGCAGUAGUUCUCUAAGAAACAGAAGAUAAUGUUUUUAAUGGAACCUGAUUUUUGUAACACAGGCAGAAAUCGAAGCACCGCAUGCUGACUCUGCAGCUGAAGAUGUUUUAACUGUGCCGUAAGCUAAGGAGUCUGAAAAGUCAGCCGACGGGAAGCUAGUAUAUAGGGCUUAUACUUCAUUGUUUCCAAACGUGACUCCAUUAAGCCAUUUCCUAGCCCAGUGGUAAGGAGAUUGCUGCUUCUCCUUAGUCUUUAAUCUGGUUGUUGGCACCCUCUGGGGAUGCCCUGCCAUGUUGAGAAUGUUAACUUCCUGACAUAACUGUGUUUCCUGCUUGUCAGAGCUUUGCUAAAAUGCCAUUCUUGAGUGAGGAUUAGAGGAAAACCUUCCAUUCUUCAUUUCUGCUUCAUGAUCAAAGACUGUCAGCCUGUUGUGCCACAGCUAGUGGAGUUCACAGGAAAGCUCACAGACCUGGCCUUUCAUGUUGUAAUUUUUUUCCUGGAUCUCCAAAAAGCCAGGCCCUUCAGUAGAGCGGCCUGAGCCUGUGUUUGUCACCGGGUGUGGAUUUCAGCCCCUGAGAAUGGGGGCUAGAAGGACCUUGUAUUUCAAUAGUUAGUGUAAGGUGUUUGUUAAGUACAUUUCUUUCUGUUCACAUUGUAGCAGAGAUUCAGGUUAUAUUCCCAUUGAGUGGUAGUCAUUUUCUUGAUCUGUAUCAUUAAUGACACACUUUCUCUUUCUCUCUCAUAUACCUGUCAGGUGGAAAAGGAUUAGAGAAUUUUUCUGUCUUAAAAAUAUUGAAAAGCUUAAUUUAAGCAAAGCAGCCAGCUGACCUUUGUGGUUGGGUCAGACUGACAUACUGAAAUACAGCUACCUAGUAUUAAUGCCAAGCUUCCUCACCAGCAAUACUUUAUCAUGGUUUUGGCUGUUACAAAACAUCUCUGAAUAGACGAUCUGAAAACUGACUGAAACAGCUUAUAUCAAGUUUAUAUUUUCAUAUUUGUUUUAGAAAGGAAAUAAAAAUGUUACCCCUUCA
This is a messenger RNA of Peromyscus maniculatus bairdii (prairie deer mouse), 3360 nucleotides long. It is a transcript of the gene Mre11, whose product is annotated as MRE11 double strand break repair nuclease. Gene Ontology annotation, biological process: telomere maintenance; meiotic DNA double-strand break formation; mitochondrial double-strand break repair via homologous recombination. NCBI's taxonomy places the organism in Eukaryota, Metazoa, Chordata, Mammalia, Rodentia, Cricetidae. The record is from RefSeq and is a predicted model, not a curated record. Gene Ontology annotation, cellular component: Mre11 complex; nucleus; site of double-strand break. Gene Ontology annotation, molecular function: manganese ion binding; 3'-5'-DNA exonuclease activity; single-stranded DNA endonuclease activity.